This is a messenger RNA of Dentiscutata erythropus, 234 nucleotides long. The record is from the annotation of a GenBank genome assembly. Lineage: Eukaryota; Fungi; Glomeromycota; Glomeromycetes; Diversisporales; Gigasporaceae.
AUGAAUGAUAAAGGCAAACGUAAAGCUACUAGUGAAUUAGAGAUUCAAAUUCGAAAUCAAAAAAAAUCACGAAAUAUGGCAUGUCCACCUUCUUCCUGGUUAAAAAAUUGGGAAUGGUUAGAAUACCUUGAAACUGAUGGAACUUUGCGAAUGUUUUGCAAAUUAUAUAUUGUUAAACGACAUGAUGAAAAAGAUCAAAAACAUCAAAGAGCUAAGCAACAAUUAUCAGCAUAA